This is a messenger RNA of Arachis ipaensis, 603 nucleotides long. NCBI's taxonomy places the organism in Eukaryota, Viridiplantae, Streptophyta, Magnoliopsida, Fabales, Fabaceae. The record is from RefSeq and is a predicted model, not a curated record.
AUGAGGAAGAAAACCAUUGCAAAAAGGGCUCCUCGUGAAAAGGUUUUCAAGCUACCCUCAAAGCCUUCCACUCGCUCUCAAGACCGCACCUUUACCCCUUCUCCUUCUCCUCCUACCUCUCCUCCUCGCUGUGACCCCAUAGCUAGGACCAAAAACACUCCAAGGUUUCCUGCUUCUGCCAAGCCGACGCCACCACCAAAGGCCACACCUUCCAAGGCUGGCUCCUCAAAACCGAGUUCAGCAAAGCCUAACUCCUCCAAAGGCAAACGUCCGGCGACUGAGGAACCCAUUCCCGAACCAACACAACCAAAAUCCAGGUCAGUUCCAAUGCGCUCUCAACGAGAUGAUUCUACUGCUCCUUCCACUGAGGGUACUUCCAUCUCCACUGGGAAGAAAUCUACUCUGCUGAAUGUGGUCAGGGAUGUUGCUCAAGAGUUUGUCUCCCAAUCGAAUCACUUGAUUGAAUUGAGCAAAGAGAAAAGGAAGCUGGCUAGCAAGCAUGAGAACUUCCUGAAGAAAUCAAGGAAUAGGGUGGCUGCCAAAUUCAUUUUUAAGCAGCCCAAAUGGUAUAAUAAAAUUAUAGCAAGGCUGAUGGGAAAAUAA